UGAUCAGUCAAUGAGUUGUAUCAGUGGUUUAUAGUGGUAUUUUGUUUUGUUUACAAUUUUCGCUAUAAAUUGCUUUAUAAGUCUGUGUAUAUAAAAUGGAUGAAGCUAUUUCUGUGAAACACGAAGGGAAAAGUAUCGAUAUCAAACAGGAAAAACAAGAAAAUACGGAUAGUUUUAAAUAUGAAUUCGAUUCGGGUAGCCAAGAUAGCAGUAAAAGUGGUAGCGGUGGAUAUCAACGUUGGGCGCCUAAUUUGAAUGGAGUCCGUAAAAGCGCAUUUACUCCUUAUAAACCAGCUUGCACUGCACUAACCAACUUGCAGAGAGGUAACACGCAGGCGCGGGUUCCGGAGCUGCCCCAGCCAGAUUACAGCCUGCACGCGAAGGCUGGCCGCGGCGAAAUCACCCGUGACGACUUGAAACUGGAGCAGUAUGUUGACAUCACGGACGAACAUGGUCUCACGGCCCUGCAUUGGGCCGCGAGCUAUGGCCAGCUAAAUAGCUGUCAAGACCUUGUCUGGUGUGGUGCCAAUGUGAACAUGCGGGGUCCGGAGGGGGAGACAGCACUACAUCUGGCUGCAGCAGGGGGGCACCACGAAGUUGUGAAGUUUUUGUUAAAUGAAGGUGCUGCUGCCGACAUACAAGAUGAUUCUGGAUGCACAGCAUUAAUGUAUGCAGCAGCUGCCGAUUUUCCCUACACCUGCAACGAACUCCUCAUAAGAGGAGCUGACCUCACCCUUACCAAUGAUUAUGAUCAAGAUGCUUACACAUUGACCACCACCAAUAACUGCAAACUGGCUCAAACUGUGAUAGAAAACUUCUUGAUUGGCUGCCUUGCCAAAAUGUGAAAACACUGCUCAUGUUAUGUUGCUACAUACAACCGACACAGCACAAUUCAUUUGCCUCCAGGAGUUAAAUGAUAAUACAGGGAUUUAGUUUAUAAUAUAAAUGUAUUGGAUAAUAUAUUUUUAAGUUCAUUAUAUACAAAUUACAUACAUCUUGACCACAAUAACUUAAGAAUAAUUUAAAUACAGACUUGUCAAACCA
Molecule: messenger RNA, 1044 nt
Organism: Manduca sexta (tobacco hornworm)
Lineage: Eukaryota; Metazoa; Arthropoda; Insecta; Lepidoptera; Sphingidae
Product: DNA-binding protein RFXANK
Exons: 5
Coding region: 96-845 (249 amino acids)
Molecular function (GO): protein binding
Source: RefSeq, a predicted model, not a curated record